Messenger RNA from Bombina bombina (fire-bellied toad), 375 nucleotides. RefSeq names its product cytochrome b-c1 complex subunit 9. Lineage: Eukaryota; Metazoa; Chordata; Amphibia; Anura; Bombinatoridae. The record is from RefSeq and is a predicted model, not a curated record. Bases 35 to 223 code for a protein of 62 amino acids. The transcript is spliced from 2 exons. Gene Ontology annotation, biological process: mitochondrial electron transport, ubiquinol to cytochrome c.
AUUGCCCACUUGUCUCUGCCAAAACGAGAUCAGGAUGGCGUUCGGUAGCACAUUGUAUCAGGCGCUUUUUCGCCGUACCUCUACCUUCGCUUUGACCGUAGUGUUCGGUGCUCUGUUGUUCGAGCGGGCGUUUGACCAAGGCGCUGAUGCUUUAUUCGAUCACCUCAACCGAGGGAAACUAUGGAAACACAUCAAGCACCAGUAUGAGGUGAAAGAAGAUUAAAACAUCCGGAGUUGAACAUUCAGACAACUGUGGCUGGCAGCAUACAAUGACAUAUACAGACUGGACAAUUCUUUCUGAGAAAUGGGACUUGUAUUUAUGAUGGCUUAAUGGUUAUCUAUGUCUAAUAAAAGUCCAUCUGUUUUUGAUUACAA